AAUAAGAGAAUAUUCCCCGAAUAUGCUUCCCCUCCUCCCCUAUAAAAGGAGGCCUCUCCCUCAAUGUUGAAGGAGGCCAAUUUCACUCCUCUCCUGCUACUUUCUCUCUCUAGAUAUUUUUAGAGUAUAUUUUUCCUUCUUCAAGAGCUUCUAGCUCCACCAUUAAUGGCUUCCGAGCCGAACUCUUGUACCGUGUACACACCCCCGAUAUUAAUAAAAACCCCCGUUGGCAAGGUACCGCCAAAAAAGGCCCGUGGUUUUCUCCCGAUUUGGGUUUCCACGUCAAAAUCCCCGUGUUUAUAUUUUCGUGUAUUUUUAGACUAGUUUAUCGUUUUAGCCGGGCUAAAAACGGUAUACCGGUCGAUAAUUUACNCCCCUAUAAAAGGAGGCCUCUCCCUCAAUGUUGAAGGAGGCCAAUUUCACUCCUCUCCUGCUACUUUCUCUCUCUAGAUAUUUUUAGAGUAUAUUUUUCCUUCUUCAAGAGCUUCUAGCUCCACCAUUAAUGGCUUCCGAGCCGAACUCUUGUACCGUGUACACACCCCCGAUAUUAAUAAAAACCCCCGUUGGCAAGGUACCGCCAAAAAAGGCCCGUGGUUUUCUCCCGAUUUGGGUUUCCACGUCAAAAUCCCCGUGUUUAUAUUUUCGUGUAUUUUUAGACUAGUUUAUCGUUUUAGCCGGGCUAAAAACGGUAUACCGGUCGAUAAUUUACACCAUCAUUUUGGCGCCACCCGUGGGACCCGAACAAAAAGUUGUGUUUUUUGUUCGGGCAAAUUUUUUCUGUUACCACACAAAAUGGGCAAAAAUAAAAAAGGAAGGAAGAGAGCCGUCUGUUCAAAAAAGGAGAGAGAUUCCAAAGUAAAAAAAAGAAAGAGAGAAUUUGUUCACAGGGCAUUCCUCUCCCCGUCACCGUCGUUCUUCAAGUUGUCCACUAAGCUGCUGGAAAUCCAACAUCACUGGUGCUGAACGUGUUCUGGUUGUGGCUGCCGCUAGUCUUGAAAUCCACCGCCACACCGAAGGAGCAGGGGGGAGAGGAGUGGCCAGGCCGCCGUCCACAUCUAGCGCCAGGAGCUGAUGUCGUCAUCACUGCCAAGGAAAUCAAUCGCCCCUAUGAAGUCUGCCACCCGCAUUGGAUCCAACCAACCCUCAAUUGAAAUCAACUUCAUCAUGGGAAGAGAUUACUCAUCAUUUCGACGGAGAUCUAUCAUCGGAUCUAGCGGGAUAUCCAUGUACCCGCACUCUCAUUGAGGUCCACCGCCAUUGACGUCGUUGGUGUCGUCGUAGUUGACGCUGUUGGUGCCGCUGCCGCCGCUAGUCUUGAGACUUGCCGCCGCCUACGAACCGUGUUGAGGGGGGCAGAUCUAGAUGUUGUAUUAGAAAUCAACUACCGCCGCCGCCAACUAACUUUUGUUCGCCACCCAGAAUUCCUGCACGCAUCCACAAAUGCAAGGGUGCUCAAACACUUGCUGGUCACCAUUUGAAUUUGCUGCCACCGAAGCCGCCGAAUAUACACGCACCCGCACUCCCGUUGAGGUCCGCCGUCGUCACCACUACUCAAAUCGACCACCAUCAUUUUGGAGAGCUUGUCGCCACUGACGUUGAAGAGGAAGAGGACCGCCGUUCCCACUUUGUUAGAGCAAGAGAUGGAAGGAGAUCUGUGGACUGUUGCUCAAACAUGCCGCCGCCCACCUUCCCGAAGCCAUCACUGGAAGCUGACAAAGUUUGGAGAAGGAUAUGUUUAUCACAGUCGCUGGAUUUGAUGGUCCGACACAAAUACCAGAAUCAAUGGACGUCAUUGCCUCCUCCCGUCACCAUCUCCAUGGCACCAUCAGGGGUACUCACCGUCGGAGCUCACAUCCAUAAUCACCACAAAAGCCAAGAUUUGCUGCCGUAGUCACUAAAAUUCGCCACUACCGUCAGUGAGAUCAUCCGCAACGGCCUCGAUUGGGUUUCUGUUGUAUACCCUUUACACUCUCCAUAUUCCGCAGCCAGCUCAGCUCCGAUCUGUUCAUCAUCCAAGAAAGUGCAGUGGAUUGGCUACUAAGGUCUAAGUUCUAAGUUAGGCCAUUGGCAUGUGGGAAACACAGACAAAAAAAAAGGGGGAGUGCAUAAUUUUUCCAAUUUCAUAGAAAUCUACUUUGGAGAUAAGGAGAAUCCCAUCCAGUAGCUUCCGUCCAAAUCGAAGAGAAAUGGUGGGGUGUCCAAGAUGUUACCCCAUAUAUUUCAUAAUGGGCCACAUGCAUGCAUUGCAAAAGGAUACCACGGGAGGGAUAAGUUCUCUCACUUUUGUAAAUCUGGUCCCACCACUAAUAUUGCACAAGUACUAUGGAGCAAUAAUUUGGGUAUUUGUACAUACCUUUUGGGCGAAUUUGGAGGGAAGACUGAGACACAAGCCGAGCUUGGUACGCUGGUUACAACACCGGUCUUGCUCAGUAUUAAAAAAAAAGAGGAAGACUGAGACACAGGCCCGGCCUGGCACGCUGGUUACUACACCGGUCUCGCUCAGUAUAAUAAAAAAAAUAUAAAAUAUGUGACACAGGCCCGGCCUGGCACGCUGGUAAGUAUCAUUCUUGUGCGCGAGACAGGCCAAGAAUGGUAUACGCACCGGUCUUGCACAUAUUUUCUCGUAAGUCUGACCCCAAUCGAAUUGGGUACACCGGUGGCUCAACUGAGCCCUUAUCGGGGACGCCCGAUUCUUCAGGCCCUUUGAACAAGGCAAUACAAAAGUGGUUUCUACAUGAUACGAAGAUAUUUACAUCAGUUAACCGGGCUAGGAUCGAUCUUCAACAAAGCUGCUGCAGCGUACUCAAUUCUUAUUAACUAACGUCGAUGUCGUUUGUAUACUAAUUUCGUCAUGCAUCGUUUACUUAAUUCGUACUAACAUCGGUUUCGACGAAAUAACUACUUGAAGCACCGCCGCUUCAUCGUACUAACUCCGGUGUCGUAUAACUACUCGAAGCAUCGUUGCUUUUUCGAACUGACACCGCUUUUG
Molecule: messenger RNA, 2989 nt
Organism: Cuscuta campestris
Lineage: Eukaryota; Viridiplantae; Streptophyta; Magnoliopsida; Solanales; Convolvulaceae
Source: the annotation of a GenBank genome assembly